Molecule: messenger RNA, 939 nt
Organism: Gymnodraco acuticeps
Lineage: Eukaryota; Metazoa; Chordata; Actinopteri; Perciformes; Bathydraconidae
Gene: cldn34a
Product: claudin 34a
Exons: 2
Coding region: 1-723 (240 amino acids)
Biological process (GO): cell adhesion; bicellular tight junction assembly
Cellular component (GO): plasma membrane; bicellular tight junction
Molecular function (GO): structural molecule activity
Source: RefSeq, a predicted model, not a curated record
AUGAAGUACGUGGCUCACACGGCCCACUGGCAGUUCCUCGGCCUCAUCUUUGGGGUUCUGGCCUGGAUCCUCACCGUCGCCACCACCGGCCUCAACGAGUGGCGUCUGUGGUUCGUGUCUGACGUGUCCGUGGUCACCUCGGGUGUGGCCUGGGUGGGCAUCUGGAGAGCCUGUUUCUACAGCCACGCCCUCCCCAUCAUCGAGAACUGUCGGAGCAUCAGCAUCUCGGACAGCUUCGCCCCGACAGAGAUCCCCGUCGCCCAGGUGCUGAUGGUUUCGGCGCUGGUCUGCGGUCUGCUGGGGAACCUGAGCGCGGCAGCAGCCAUGAGGACGGUGUACUUCUCGAUGAAGGAUCGCAGAAAUGUUGGGACGCUCUUCAGGCUGGCGGGGGGGCUGUACCUGCUGACCGGGGCCUGCAGCUUGGUGCCGCUGCUGUGGAACAUGUACUCGGUUCUGAGCAACAGAACCAUCCACUUCCCUCCGGACUUUCUCCUCCCUGCAGCGCCGGCUCGGCAGCAGCUCGGCGCCGCCAUCAUCGUGGGUCUUUUCGCCUCCGCCCUGAUGCUCGUCAGCGGGGUGCUGUUCCUCUGCUACAGAUACGCCUGGGAGGCACUGGGAGACUUCAGGGAGCCAGAAACAAGACCAGAACAGAAGUCUGGACUACCCAACGGAGACCAGCGGGGCCAAGAUAAUCCAGCAUUUCUCAGAGAAGACAACUCAUGAGUGGAAACAACUCAUCAAAAACUCUUCACUAACUUAAAUUCAUGGAUCUUCAUCUUUUCCAUCAGGGCGAAAUAGUCCUGGACAGAAGAAACGUUUUUAAAUGACUCACUGCAUCUCUUAUUGACCUGAAGAAGUACAGUUUUAGAAAAUAAUCAAGGAAAACAUCUGAAAUGUAAUUGGUGUAGUGGUCAGGUGUAGAUGGUAAGACUCUAUGAA